UGCAGUGUUGCUGUGUCCUGAGGUGAAGCUGCGAGGAGACGUGCUGCCAGGAGGUAAGGCCGCGUUCUGCGGGGUCGCUGCGCCGUGAGGCGAAGCCGCGAGGAGGCGUGAGGCCAUGAGGGCCCGGCGAGGAAUGCAACAGACGGCCCGGGAUGAAGGCAGGCAGCCCUGGCCGGAGCCGCUCGGCAGCGUCAGCCUCUGCCUCCCCUUCCGCUGCCCGCGGUGCGGCGACCACAGCCGGUUCCGGAGCCUCUCCUCGCUGCGGGCACACCUGGAAUACAGCCACAGCUACGAGGAGAGGAGCCUCCUGACCAAGAGCAGCCUCUUCUCGCCCCUGAAGGACGCGGAGCUGAUCUCCCCGCCCGAACCCACCGCCCAGGGCAGCCCGGGCAGCCCCGGCAGCGGCGUGCAGCACAAAGGGCCCUACCUGAGCUUCUGCGGCAGCGGGAAGCGCGAGCAGGCUCUGGAGCUGGAAGCAGAGCGGCCCGUCUCCUACGUGUCAAACUAUGCGCCGGCUGACUCUCCCAGCGAGCAGGUUCCAAAACCUGGCCUCCCGGCCACUGACUCCAAAGCCUCCUUCGAGGCACACGUCAGAGAAAAGUUUAACAGGAUGGUAGAGGCCGUGGACAAAACGAUCGAGAAACGAAUCGACAAGCUUACCAAAGAGCUGGCCCAGAAGACAGCGGAGCUACUGGAGGUGCGGGCAGCUUUUGUGCAGCUGUCCCAGAAGAAGCAGGAGGUGCAGCGACGGGAGCGGGCUCUGAGCAGGCAGGUGGACGUGGCGGUGGAGAUGAUCGCAGCCUUGAAGCAGCGCCUCACCGAGUCCGAGGAGGAGCUCCACCGCAAAGAGGAAGAAGUUGUUACUUUCAACCAGUUCUUGGAAGAAGCAGCAGAAAAAGAAGUGCGAGGAAAAGCCAGGCUCCAGCACUUCAUUGAGAACCUGUUGCAGCGCGUGGAACUGGCAGAAAGGCAGCUAGAGUAUUACCAAAAUCAGCAGAUGGUGUGCAACCACACAAACAUCAGCGAGCAUGUGUUUACAGACAUUUCAUUAAAUAAGAAGCCCAGAUGCCUAAGCAGAGGAAGUCAACAAGCUUUGUAUAACAUCCCUGAUUCAAAGCCUCAUUCCUUUCAAAAAGGAAGAAUCUUGUUGAAAAAAGCGAAGGAUGAAAAAACCAGCUUGCAGCCAGUGAAAUGCUUCUAUGAACCUAUUGAUUGCCCAAGAGAAAUAUGGAGAGCACAAAAGAAGGGUGAAGCAGUUUGCUCUGCCAGGAAAGUGAGCUCAAAAUCCAAGAUGGGGAAGAAGGCCAAACCGCUAUAGGAAUGGUUAGCAAUAUAUAGUAACACAGGAGCUUGGUUUCAAUGGAGCAAAUAUUGAAUGAAAUUCAUCAUCCUACUUUUUCCUAUCCAUCUGGCCAUGCCAAAAUGUAUCAGAUAUAAUACAUAGAAAUAUAUACAGUAUGGAAGAUUUAUAUUAUUUAGUAAUGCCAUUCCCUCUUUGGAUGCUGUAAGAGAGGUUACACUUUAGCCAGUUGACAUGGAGGUUUUUCUAUCUAAUUAUUUAUUUAUUUAUUUAUAGAGCUUAUUAUAACUGACUGCUGUUAUCUUGCUGGGCAGUACUGUGGCUGUAUGUUUAAUUAUUUUAGUAGCAGCAUGUGGCUUGGUAUUUUCUUUUCCAUCUGUGCUGUUGCUGAAGUUCAGAAGAAUCCAUUUAAUUGGCACCUGAAUACUUGGUCUUUCAGCUUGGGUAGGUAGAAGAUCAAUGAUUCACUGUUACCUGCACAAAGUGCAAAACAUCUACUUGGGUUUCUUGAAGUCUGUUUGCAGCAAUAGGUUGCUACUCUGGAUAUUCUGCCAUAAGCCCAGUGGGGCACAUUUCCACAUUUUACUGCAUACAUUAGACCAUUUGAUUCUGCCAUGUUGCCUGCUGGUACAAGUUUGGGCUGCUCCAGUAUUUCAAGCACAGCUUUCCAAUUCCAGAAGCUUUAUGGCUUUGCUGUACACACCAGCCUCUGGUGUCACGGCAGCCCUGACAGCAUUUCAGUACCAAGUGCCAGCAGCAAGUUGUUACCCACUGUUGAACAGCAAGUGAAAGGCUAAAGCAACGGCGUUACCUUGCAUGGCACUGCGUUCAGCGCCUCUGCUUGGUUCUAGGCAGGAGAGGCCUAAAAUGGCUUAGAUCAUCACUGAAACCCUUCACAAUUUUAUAUCUGAAAAACCUUUGCAGGGCUGACAUAUCCCUGUAUUUCAACUAAAAACCUAAGAGCAAGGAAGUUAGAAACAACUGCAGGACAGGAAUGUGCUUAUUUACAUUGGUUUGUGCCAAUUAAAAGGAUCCUUAUUUAUUAGAGUAUCUAUCAAGAUGAUUUUUUGUAUGUACAGUUUUUUGGUAACAUAAAUUCUCAUGCCAUGUUUACAGAUAUGAACAUCCUGUUGAUGUUACUGAUGAGAUUUGUUUUCUCAAGAAAAUGAAAGGAUAGGGGAGACAAGUCUAAUUUAUUUUUUAAAUGCUCAUAACAGAUGUAAAUUGUUUUUGUGGAAGGUGAUUUUUACAGUAUGUGUACAAAGAUUUGUGAAAAAUGUUUUUCAUUUUUUAUAACUAUAAUUGUAAGCAGAACUGAGCAUUAAUAGAGAGUGUAUCACUAUGAUGACUGCUGCAAUAAGCACUUGAGUUGCAAUGUUUUUAAAGCAGAAGAUGACUGAUCAGUCAACUAUGAUCAGGUAACUACAGAUGUCAUACAUUUGUCCUUUACAGAGCUCCCAGAAAGCAGCAGAGUGAAGAAAGAGAGUAUUAUUCCUCACUUUAAAUAGCGUAUAUGGAACAAUCAGAUAUAUGUUUAAAGUUUCUCAACACUGUUUCAGUAGAAUGUCACAGUGUAAAACCAAUUCAGGUAUUUAGGUUGUAAUGACAUUUUAAUACUUAUUUAACCAUGUCACAAGGCCACGCUUGGCCUUAUGCUAGGGUUUGUGUGUGGUGAAAAGGAAUUGUUAAUUGUAUUGCAUGGGUUUGGGUCAGAUUGUUUGUUACAAAAACUUUAUUAGGCAAGCCACAAAAUAGAAACACUUCCUUUAGUUUUUUCUAUUGCUUCUGAUAUCCUUUACAAACCUGAAAAAAUUACCCUUAUUGAAGAUAAUAUAGGUAAAUUUUAGAAAUAUAAUAUAUUCAUCUUUAUCCACCUGACACUGAAAGAAUAUUUUUAUUUUUAAAUGCCUGUCUACUCUGUUAGUCACCAAAGUUAAGUGCAACUACUAGUUCACAAAUGAAAUGUUUAUUUUAUUAUUUAUCACACCAAAAUCUUGGCUAAGUCGCCCUUUUGGGGGAGGAGGAGAAAAAGAGAGUAAAAUAACUUGCAUAUUCUUAAACUUUUCAAAUCCUAUGUAACAGUUUUUGCUGAACAAAUGCCAGGUUAGUUAAUUAGAAAGAAAUUGGAUUGUACUGUAACCCCAGAUAAAAAUUUUUAGAAUAUAAACAUUCUAAUAAUAAAGAUAUAUUUCUCA
This is a messenger RNA of Apus apus (common swift), 3495 nucleotides long. It is a transcript of the gene ZNF365, whose product is annotated as zinc finger protein 365. Gene Ontology annotation, cellular component: centriolar satellite. Gene Ontology annotation, biological process: regulation of double-strand break repair via homologous recombination; regulation of neuron projection development; telomere maintenance. The record is from RefSeq and is a predicted model, not a curated record. The transcript is spliced from 5 exons. Lineage: Eukaryota; Metazoa; Chordata; Aves; Apodiformes; Apodidae. Bases 116 to 1318 code for a protein of 400 amino acids.